AGCAUGGCCUCAUGAAUGAAGGGCUUUACGCAUCCUGUGAGAGCAACUUAUUCCAUGAACAGCUGUAGAUUCAACGUGCAUCUCACAGAUGAGACUGGAACUAUUGUUGCCACAAUUGCAGAGAACAUGUUCUGCGUAACAUCUCAAUACCUGAAGGAGAACACACAUGAGAUAAAGACGGUCACACUCCUCGUGCAUCAACAGUUCAGCUUGAAUCACCACCACAAAUCACGCAAGCAGCCGUUUCAUGAUGAAAGUUCAAGCGCUUCUAUGGAAGAUGACAAUCUGCCACUAGCUGUUGCUUUCAUGAAGAAAAAGGAGGACUACAAACAGCCCUCGGAGAACACUUUUUUGCGGCGCUGAAUUGCUACAUGCACCUAACUUUUGUGUAUCCUAAGUAUUGCAGUACCUUCUGUUAAUGUUGCUUCUACUUAGGCUGUAUAUUUAAACCUAAUAUCAUUAUUGUCUAAUUUUCUUCUGCAUUGCUAAGUUCUACAUUGCACUAGCGUCUCUUCACCAAAAAAAAAAACCCUUAGACAAUGCAAGUAAUUUAACAAGUCUAGCAACGAAAAAAACAAUUGCUCAUGAAUUGUAUUACCAAUUUCAAGUCACAGCCCAAGGAAAGAAAUUAAAUGUGUCUAAGUGUUUGCAUCUAAAAUAUUCCUUCUGUUAUACUCCGCCUAAAAUCAACAGGAAAAAAUGACGACGAGAGGCAGCAGAUCAGAAAAAAGUAAAACGAAUCUUCCAACAAUUCGAUUUCAAUCGAGACGGCGGCCUCAACCGUGAAGAAAUGGGCGCCUGCAAAUCAACCUGAUUCUGGAUGAGGUUUUCAAGACCUAUGGCGAAUUCAUAGACGGCGAGAAGGGGCUGACCUACGAUGGCCUCAUCAGUACCUACGACGGCGACGGCGAUCGCCAUUUUGAUGUCGUAGGGCUUGAAUUGAAGCCUGAUAGUGGAGGUGAUGGUGUGGCAUCUUUGUCCUCGAUAGCCGAUGAGCGGGCGGCGGUGGAGCCUGCGAAGAAGCAGCAGACGGUGGCGUGGGAGGCGUCGCCGAACCACGGGAUCGUGUUCAACGACAUAUGGAAGGUGGGGGACGAUUUGGAGAUUUUGAUCAAACGGUUGAAAGCAAAGCAAGUGUGAAGGAUGGGAAAAUGAAGGGUGGGGAUAAUAGUAAUAUUGAUGUUUAUUCGGAUCCUGGGGGGUCUGGGGAAUUAGGGCCAAGUUCUGAGAUUUCAUAGAAAAGGAUAGUUUGGGAAGAAUCAGGGCAUGAUGAUGCUGCUUUUGUGAAAGAAUUGGGUGUUUUGAGAACAAGGGCAGAUGGGGCAAGAUCAAGAGAAGAGGCAUUUGAUGGGCAUAUGGCAAUUGGUAGGGUUUUGUAUGAGCAUCAAUUGUAUAAGGAACUAAGGAAGCUUUGGUGGGUUUUAAAAAAGCUUGUGAGCUUCAACCAGCUGAUGUGAGGCCACAUUUUAGGGCUGAGAAUUGUUUGUAUGUUCUUGGGAGGCAUGGUGAGGCUAAAGAGGAGUUUGUUUUGGCUUUGGAAGCGGCCGAAGCCGGGGGAAACCAAUGGUCUUAUUUGCUUCCACAGAUACAUGUCAACUUGGGAAUCUCACUUGAAGGUGAAGGUAUGGUAUCAGUUCUUGUGAGCAUUAUAGAGAGGCUGCUAUUCUUUGUCCAACUCAUUUUAGGGCUUUCAUACUGUUGGGUAGUGCUUUGUUCGAAGUAGGCGAGUAUAAAGCGGUUGUGAAAGCCUUGGAAGAGGCUAUUUACCUGUAAAACAAUUAUGCCGCUGCCCAUUGCGACUUGGCUUUGGCUUUGCACGCGAUGGGUGAUGAUGAGAAUGCAAUUAAGGAGUUUCAAAAGGCUAUUGAUUUGAAACCUGGUCAUGUGGAUGCUUUGUAUAAUUUGGGUGGGCUUUAUAUGGAUAUGGGUAGGUAUCAGAGAGCUUUGGAGAUGUAUACUAGGGUUUUGGCUGUUUGGCCGAACCAUUGGCGUGCACAGCUCAAUAAGGCUGUGUUGCUUUCGGGGUGCUGGGGAAAAUGAGGAAGCUAAGAAGGCUUUGAAGGAAGUGUUGAAAAUGACGAAUAGGGUUGAGUUGCACGAUGUUAUAUCGCACUUAAAACAGUUACAGAAAAAGAGGUUGAAAGGGAAUGGAGGGGCUAAUGGGGAGGAGGUGUUUAUCAUUGUAGAACCAUCAAAAUUUAAGAUGGUUACUGGGAGGAUGACAUUGAGGCAGGAGUUGGCAAUUGCUCUUGAUGUUAGGGCAUUUCAGAGGAUAACUAGGUUGAGUCGGUUUGAUGUUGAACUUUUGAAGAAGGAGAUAACUGAAAACAAUGCACCUGUGUCCUAUUCUGGUAUGGGUGUUCCUGAGAAACCUAUUCGCAAGGCUUCAUUGGAGGUAAUUCUCCGCCGGUUGCUCAAUUUCUUGAAGCCAGAAACUUUUGUUGGAACUGUUAAAGCUAUAAACCAGAAAAUCCUUUCUGUAUUGGAUGAAUCAGAGUCGGGUAGAGUGGAUUUGGGCAUGUUUUUCGUGGUUCUUGCCCCAAUUUGUGGUGGCACUGCUGAAAGAAGGAAACGGGUUACAUUUGAUGCUUUGUUAUGGCGACCUGUUACAUCAAAUUGUUAAGGGUCAUCUACAUUCCCUCGCAUGGUAUGAGUGAGAUACUGGAAAUCCAUGGGGAAACAGAUUAAGCUAUGGUGUCCUUUACAGAAUUCCUUGCUAUGUUUGACGAUCCUGAUUGGGGUUUCGGUGUCAUGCCUGGUUUAGUAAAGCUUGAAUAGGUGGAUAGGAAUCACCAUGGUUAUCAUGUUUGCUCAGUUUGCCAUUACCCUAUCAUUGGGUCGUGGUUCAAGGAGAUGAAAUCUCAUUUCAGUUUGUGCAGUCAAUGCUAUAGUGAAGGAAAUGUUCCUCCUACCUUCAAGAUAGAAGAGUACCAGUUCAAAGAGUAUGCAAGUGAGUCAGAAGCAAUGAAGGAUAAGUGCAUGUGGUUCGGUUUGCAUUCGAAGAGCUCCUCCCCUAGCUAGGUAUGUUUAAUUUAAUUUUUUAUGUUCCUGUAAUAUUCCCCUACGCCAAUUUAGUUGUCCAGUGUGCAAUAUAUAGCUCAUAAAUGUGUUCAGAGGGCUUUUGUGCCCUUGUAUAAUAAAAUCGAAGUGGUCGUUCUAAUGUCA
This is a messenger RNA of Rhododendron vialii, 3165 nucleotides long. RefSeq lists its product as uncharacterized. Lineage: Eukaryota; Viridiplantae; Streptophyta; Magnoliopsida; Ericales; Ericaceae. Bases 16 to 363 code for a protein of 115 amino acids. The record is from RefSeq and is a predicted model, not a curated record. The transcript is spliced from 3 exons.